UCAUAAUGUAUGGAAGUUUAGUGGAAGAACUGAAGAGGUUGGCGGACGACGUCAAGAACACUAGAGAAAUAGACGAUAAGAUACGCUCUUUGUCCUUUCAACAGUUGCCUUUUGAAUUUCGUUUGCACUUUCUGUGCUUAAAGAACAGUGCAUAUAUUUGUGAAGAGAAAGGUCGUUGGGAAGAAAUGAAGUCCUUGUACUCUAUUCUUAUGGAAUCCUUUGCAGAUUGGGUAGUUUUAGAUACCGGUUUGGUCGUAAGAAUGUUACGUGCUCUCAAAAAAGUGGGAAGUUUCUCCUUUGCAAGGAAAAUUUGUGAAUAUUAUUUGAGACAAAAGAACGACAAGUUUAUUUAUACAGAAUGGUGUUCUCUAAUUCGCAUUAUCGGAGAUAGCCUUAUAUAUGAAUCGCAAGAUAAUGCUGAUGAUAUGAGUUGGAGUAAUCUUGCCUCAUCAUCAUCUUUUAUCCAAAGUACCAUUUCGUUUGAGGCCACAAUUCCUUGCAAAUCAAUGAAGCCCGCCUAUUUCAUAACAGAUGCACGUAACUUAUUGUUGUGGAUAUUGCUUGGUGCAUUUUAUGAUAGUGAAUCUGUUUCAUUUGAUUUUCAGAGUCAUGUUCAACUUGUGCACUCUUAUGAAUCUCCGGGAAUUUUAGAUUCCUCAGGAAGUGUAAUAUUUUCUGAAAAGGAUUUGAUGGAGAAGAUGGAAUACAUUUAUCAAAUUUGGAAAGAUGCUUCGUCUAUUCUUAAACCAAAAAAUUUUGGUGAGAAUACUGAAACUUAUGGUUUAGAAGCUGUUUGGAAUGAACUUAAAAUAUCUUCUCAAAGAGCGGGCUUGGAUACUAUGAUAGUUGAUUGCUUUGCUCUUGAAGAACAUUCAUUGAACAAUCAAACAAACGAAAUGCCAUCCAACAUUUUUCAUCAAGAACGAUUCAGUCAAGUUCUGCUGUCAUUUCCUGAUUGGGACAAGUUAGAGUUACCUUCCUAUUCGUGUUCCUUGUUUGAUCUGUUUUGUUUGUUAUUGACGAAUUUUGCAAAUUGUUCAAGCCUUCCUAUUGAAUUGGGUCCUUUACUGUGCUUUGCUUGGCUUCAAUUCCGAUCGAUCUUUCCUACCAUUUCAACUGAAGAGAACAUCCUAUUCUUAAAUGUUGCAGAGUUGAUCUUUAAGUGGUUUCCUUUUAUUUGCAGAAUACUCAAUUUAUCAUCAUCGACUCUUAGUCCUAUGAGUGAUAGCUAUGAGGACUGCAAAUUUAUUCCUUGUUCCUUUUGUAACCUAGCAUUGAUGGAAUGUGAAUAUUUGUUAACUCGAUUUUUGGAUGGCGUAUCGGAACAAGAAGAAACAUUUGAAGAAGACUUGUAUACCAAAUGUCGUGUCUUUAUUUUGAAAGCAAAGAUUAACAGUUAUUUAUGUAGACAAGACAGUAACGUGCUGCUCCAUAUGAAUCUUGAUAAUUUGCUCAACUCUGUCUCUGAUAUUGAAAGAGUUGCAGUAUCCUUCAAUCAAUUUUCAAUGAAAUUAUUGGAUACUUUAAACUUGUUAAUGGAACAACGAAGACUGAUUGAUCAUUUGAUGGAAUUUUAUAGCAUUCUUUGGCAAGUGAACACGGUCAAUGAAUGGGAAAUACAGCUUGUGAGAUUUUGUCACAAACUUCGACCACAGCUGUUUACUAAUCUUACUGAAGAAAGACUUCACGAGCAUCUUCUCUUGUGUGAUUUUCUGGAUAUUGGUAUUCAUGCACCUCUUCCAUAUCAAACCGAUUACUCUCUUUUGACUUGUAUAACUUUCAAGUUGCAAAUCGUUUCUAGUUUCCUUACUGUUGUAUCAAGUUCAUUUAAAUAUGCAGGUUGCACAAUGAUAAUGAUACAACAGCAGAUCAGCAAAAGUUUUUUGAUACUGAAGAAACUCUCUAGCUUUCUAAAAGACUUGGAAGCGAAACAAAAUGACUAUUCCACUUGUAACAAUUUCCUUCCGGAAAUGAUCGAUAAUUUGUUGCUUCUUUUUGAAAGUUUAUGCUUGUUGGCUAUGUCAUUGGUAGAGAUGAGACAUAGGGAUGAAAGUUUAGAAUGGUUGGUAAAGAGUACAUCCAAAUAUCAGAAACGAUUCAUGUUUCUUUUACUUUGCAUUUCCAAAACUUGUGAAUGGCUGCUUUCGACGUGGGAAAGUUUGAUCAUUCAAAGCUGGGAUGACUCUAUUGCAGAUCUUAUGGAACAUUCAUUGGCAUUGUUUUAUAUCGUUUUACGUCAGAUAUCUCUAAGGGAGAAUUUACAAAGAAUGAAAUCCUUCCGUUCUAUUAUUCAAGUAUACUGUACCUGUCUUCGUAGAUGGAUGAAUGUUUGCAAUGCUGGUGAUAAAGAACCAUUUUUAAUAUUAAAGGAGUGGAACCAGGAUUCCAAUAGUUUCAUCGAGAGACGACAGCAUAUUUCAUCUGAACUUGCUGCUGGUUACUACUAUCGCUAUGGUUUGAGAGCGCCAUUCAUCUCCGACGAUGACUUGAAUGGUCACUGGUUGACUCGAGAAUUAUCUUUGCAAAGUUUUAUCAAGUCAUUAGAUCCUACUCAUGUUGUAGAGUUUUAUUAUGCUUUUCAGAAGGAGUUGAGAGAAGCAACUAUUUCCAACCGAAAAGGUUCGAUAGGAGAAAUGAAGCGUACGUUGAAAGCAUUGUUGAAAGUUUUCUUUUCAGUCGAGCAGCCAGCCUUUGAACCUAAUCAGUUGAUUGAACCAUUCAAGUCUAGUUUGGAAAAUGUCACUGAAGAACAACUUGAGGAUGAAUCAACAGAUUGGGAGUUUAUUUUUGCUUCUUCCCUGAAUUGUUGGAUUUCUAGAGGUCAACGUCUGUUAGAACACUUACAUUUUACUAAGAGACGUUCUUCAGUCGAUCUUCAUGAGUAUCACGAAGUUUUGCUGGAUAUUUGUGAUCUACUCUCUCGUUGCCUAAGCCUGGAGUUGGAAAUGACAAGAAAGAAAGUCAAGUCAAUGUCAUUGACCUCGUAUUUUGUUUCUCGCCACAAGUUAUUAGAGGAACUUUUAGGACUGCAGUUGUUCAUCCUUUCAUUAGAACCUAAAAGAGCGCAGUGUUGGUUGUGGCUUGGAGAAAUGUCUUUGGAAUUGUCUCAUGUUGACAACGAAAUGAAGCAUUUGGAGAUUGAUGAGAAUAGAGAUUCAAAUUGUAUAUAUUUGCGUUUUGAAGAAUGCGCAAAAGUUUUUUCAUUUUCCAGGCGAUUGGCUAGCUAUCAAGAUCAUCUGAAUGGAAGAAAAGUAUUAAUGCAAUUGGCAUCACAAGGAGAAGGAAUCUGCUAUUUUUUAGCCGCUAGACUUGCAAAAUCAUCCAAAUUUCGCUUUUGGCAUUUAGCUAUCCGAGCAUUAGAUCGUCUAAUUCAAAUGAAGGACACGGAGCCAGACAACGAUACUGAAAGCGUUUCUUUAAUUCACCAUAAUUCAUUGAGUUGGUGGUAUUUUUUCCUUCUUCGAGGCAAACUUGGUUUCAAAUUGAGAGAAUCUGUGGAACGCAUCUGUUGGUUUCUAACUCGAGCAAUUGUUUUACAUCGAGAGGAAGCAACAAGACUAAGACAAGAACUUGAAACGGAGCCGAUAUAUCAGUUUGACAUGAUUCGAUUGAAAAUAUUAUUACAUGAAGGUGAAUUUUCACUUUGCGACGAUAGUCUAAAGAUAUUAUUGGACGAUAGUGACAUAUAUUUUCCAAUUUCAGACGAUAGGAAGAAGACCGAUUCCUCUUCAGGAGCUUGCAUUAACUUUGAUAUUUCUAGUAUGCUGAGAAUUGUAUCCAAUCAAAUUGUUGAACACGUGAACUAUAUAUGGGAUUCUCAUCAGUUUCGGAAUGGCUCCAGGUCUUCUGGUUAUCUGUAUAAACCUUUUUAUGCACAAGCCGUUGCUUAUAAAGUUGGUUUGCAAAUGAAUCAAAAAGCACUAGACUCGAUAUCCAAUUUGUUCCAACCUUCUGUUGCAAAUAGCUCGAUUGGCAAUUUUUGGUACAUGUUUACAGCAUUACCUGUAAGUUUAUUGAGUGAAAUGAUCUUUGAGUCCAAAGCUCAGUAUCAAAAGUGGAAAUUCAAAUGCCUUUCCUUUUAUAUUCAACAGAGUGCCUUGUUGAAGCAGAAAGAAAACCUUUGGGCUGCAUUUAGUCGUUUAAAAAGAAGAAAACCGGAAGAAACCGAUGAUGAGCUAUUGAAACAAGUCAUGCAGUUAUAUUUCGAUUGUAUACUAUCCACAUCAUCUGAAUGGAAAUAUUGGGAUAACUCAAGGCUCAGCGAAGAAUUGCAGCAUCUUUGGAAAAUGUAUCUGUUUCUUACAUCUUUUUACAAAGAAUCAAGUCUUAUCAAUGCAAUACAACGCAAAAUGGAAAGCUUGUUAUGUCUUGUAUGUCCUGAAGAUGAAAAUUCUGGAAAAAAACAAAUGGAAGUAUAUAUCGGGAAACCUUUUAUGACAAGUAAGAAAAGUACAACACUACCUUUUCUUUUGGAAAAGAAACAAUCUGGUUCCGUUGUAGAGGAUAAGAAAAGCAAGCUCUCCAAUUUUGUUUCUUGGAUAUGUGGCACUUUAGAGAACACAAGGAAGACUUUUGACAGUAUUCGUCAUACUACAAAGUUAGCCAUUAUUCGGUCUGUUCUAGCUACUGUAGAGGAAAAGAGUCAACGCAGGGAUGUGAAUGUUGUUACCUACUUUCCUCCAGCAGAGAGGAUCAUAGCUAUCGGUGAUGUGCACGGAGAUCUACAGUCCCUUCAAAGUGCGUUGCGACUAUCAAAGGUAGUUGGAGUGGGUGGAGAAUGGACUGGUGGUAGAACACUAGUUGUUCAGUUAGGAGACGUUUUGGACCGUGGUGACCAGGAAAGAGAAGUUCUUCAAUAUCUGGAAAAACUUAAUAUUCAGGCCUCGAGACAAGGCGGAAAAGUGGUGACUUUACUGGGUAAUCACGAAAUUAUGAACGUCGAGCUUGACUUUAGAUAUGUCACUCCCGGUGGGUUUUCUGCCUUUACGAGUAAGACAAAUGAACUAGAACAAGGCUAUUAUGAGAAAAACGUACCAAGAGCUUAUCAAGAAGUUAUAAAACAACUUCCUGACUUUAUGAAAGCCAGAGCUCUUGCAUUAAGACCCGGGGGUCCUACCACAGUGCGUUAUUUUUCUAAAAGCCCGAUCGUUUUGGUGGUUGGAGAUAACGUUUUCGUUCAUGCUGGUUUGAAUAAUGAACAUGUUGCCUUUGGACUAGACGAAAUAAAUCAAUCAACAAUGAAUUGGUUGCUAGGUAAGGGAGAGAAACCAGAAAUUCUUCGAGGUCGCUUUAGUCCUGUGUGGACACGUAUCUAUUCCUAUCCAAAUCUUGCAGUAGAUAGCGAGGAAUGUCAUGAGUUGUGUAGUACUCUUGAUAAGAUCCCUGCCAAACGAAUGAUCGUUGGUCAUACACCCCAAUCUCAUAUUAAUGCAGCCUGUAAAGCUCGAGUUUGGAGAGUCGAUACAGGUUUGUCUAAUGCUUAUGGUGGCAAUGUUGAGACACUGGAAAUCACCAAAAAAGGUGUGAAAGUACUAAAGUGGAAGACCAAGCGAGCCAAUCUUCUUCGGCAAUGAGGACCUCAUAACCAAUUCAGCGUUGAU
Galdieria sulphuraria is the source of this 5600-nucleotide messenger RNA. Its product is annotated as hydrolase, putative. NCBI's taxonomy places the organism in Eukaryota, Rhodophyta, Bangiophyceae, Galdieriales, Galdieriaceae. The transcript has 5 exons. Gene Ontology annotation, molecular function: hydrolase activity. The coding region runs from base 6 to 5573 and encodes 1855 amino acids. The record is from RefSeq and is a predicted model, not a curated record.